Mytilus californianus (California mussel) is the source of this 4629-nucleotide messenger RNA. Its product is annotated as codanin-1-like. The transcript is spliced from 27 exons. Gene Ontology annotation, cellular component: nucleus. Gene Ontology annotation, biological process: chromatin organization. Lineage: Eukaryota; Metazoa; Mollusca; Bivalvia; Mytilida; Mytilidae. The record is from RefSeq and is a predicted model, not a curated record. Bases 4 to 3954 code for a protein of 1316 amino acids.
AAUAUGGCAGCUGUAUUGGAACUUCUGUUGAAAGGCGAUAUAACGCCGAAUACAGUUGUCCAUUGGAUCAAAUUUAAGUCUUAUCUGGAUAGUUCUUGUGGACAGCUUCAAGAUUUUGGAAAACUUCAGCAAGAAUUUGUUCCUUUUUUUCUAAACUAUCUUCGGGAUCAGACAUUGCAUCUACUUCAGUCAUCCAGAUCUGCUGCAAAUUCUCCAGCCAAGACACUGUCUGCACAAAAAUUGAAAAAAUCUCUAAAUGGGUCAUCAAAAUCAGAAAGUGGCAAACGUGUACAACUGUUUGGUGCCAGUCCUGGAGAUGGGUUGGAAGAUAUUAAAAGCUCCUCAGCAUCUGUAUUUUCACCAAAUGUUUCGUUUGACUCUCCAUCUUAUCUUGGAAGCAACAAACAUGCUACAGAAGUCAGACAAAAAGGGAGGUCGUCUUUAAGUGGCAGUUCAUCAAAAAAUGUUCACAAUGCCAAAUAUCAGAGUGAUGCUCAAAAAUCAAAACAAAAAUUUAGUCUUGGUGAAUUCAUUUCACCAGAAGUCACAAGAAAAAAGAAUUCUCCUUAUUCAUCAAGCAGUAAAAAUAGAUCUAUUGACAAUUCACCAUCUCCAGCUAUUACUCAUAGGUCAGGUGGGAGACGGAAGCAUUCGUUAGAUCCUAAUGACUUACAUCAAAAGAGUCCUGCACCUGUCUUUAGCUUGGCUAGUGUGAGUGAUUUUCCUCCUAUGGGAGGAGAACCCGGUCUCGCUGUCAGGGCAACCAUGAAUAUGCUCGAAUCUCCUAAUUUUGAAAUGGGAACACCAAGACCUACGAAAAAUAUAGAAAUCACCAAGAGCAGACGGAUAAGUUUUACUACCUUACAGACUGAACCUAAAACUCCUACCAGAAGGAUAAACCCAACACAGGUCACAGGCUGUCAGCAUAACAAAGUAUUCUCAGAGGCAGAGGAGAAAGUUAACAAUAAACCUAAGAAUGGGGAGAUAUUAGAACCAGAAAAGGAAUUGUUAAGAUUAGAAAGAGAAAAGAUAUUAAAAGAUUUUGGUACUGAUAUGAUGGUACCUAUAACACCAACCAAACCAGGACUAGAAAGAUCCAGUAGUAUUGUAGAGGUCCCUUUGGCUGAAAUGUCAAAGGUCACACACACAGAAAAGCUGGAUAUUUUAGCCAGUAUUUAUUCCUCAUGCUUGAAAGAAAAUUUAUUGCCUAACAUUAUAGUUGAGUUGUAUUUUAUAAUACAAUUGUUGACAGCAAAAAGUUCUGACCUGGACCUAAUCAAUGACCUUACUGAUGAUAUAAUAGAUGAGAAUUAUUUUACCUCCAUACAUAAUGCAGUGUACUUUUCUGUUAAAGUUCUUGAAAAUCAGUUUGGCAUUUUACAGCAUAUAGACAAAGGAACAUUACGACUUUUAGCAGAGAAUCAGAGACUUGUUAUUUUCACACCAAGACUUGCAGCUAGACUGAAAGAUCUUUGUAAUGAUUCAGGAGAUUUUUGUGGACCAGUAUACCCAAGGUCACCAAUUGGCAGUGUUUCAUUCCAAGCAGAAACAGACAACAGGAAGAACUUUCCUAAUGACAGAACAUUUCAUUUAUUUAAAAAGCAAAGAGAUGCAUUCUAUGAACUACUACGAGAGUGGGAAACAAAUCAUCACACUCCAGGAUGGACAAUAGCAGGGAAGAUGGGGGACAGAAUUAGAGCUCUAGUCAGUUAUAAAACAGAAUUAGCCAAUCAUCUACACUUUGCCAGACUAUUCCAGUCACAGCUGAUUAGUAUGUGUAAAGGAGAUGGUAGCAUUAGGAUGUCAGGAGAUGAAGAUAAUAUAUUAUUACUUAGUCAGCUGAAACAAGCCAAUCCAGAAAAAUUUAAAAGGUUACAGGAAAGAUUUAUCAAGCCAUCUAGUUCUGGAGGUCCUUGUCCAGAACCAUCAUUUCCAGGUUGUCAAGAAUUCUUCCAUAAAUUCAUAGUAGCUGCAUCAUGUCCUGUGUUUAAUCAGCAUCUUACCAAUACUUUUGUAGGGAAAGUUUCUGAGUUAAACAGUACAGAUUUUGAGUCCAAUUUGUCGGAGGAAACAGAAACAGAGCAAGAAUCUGAUGAGGACCAGAAAGAGAAGUUUAUAUCUAUUUUACUUACACUAAGACUGGUAGGCAAGUUUCUAGGCUUUGUGACAUUUCUACCAUACAAGAACACAUCUAAACUACCUGAUGACACUGAAGCAGCUUAUAUGGCACUCAGGAAACAUGAACAUCCACCAAUAGAUUUGCAUGAAUGUUUACGUGUUGCAGUUUAUAUGCGACAUCUAACAUUAACAGUUCCAUGGAUAGUAGAGUUCCUUAGUAUGAUGGAUUUAAUGGCCCCUAAUCUGGACUAUUAUCAACUUGUACUUUGUAUGUUAUUGUUUAUACACAGGUUUAUGUGGGAAGAGAUGACCAGCAGUAAUACAUAUUACAGUCAUAUACUAGUCAUUACAAUGAUCAGCUGGUUAUUGGAGAAUGCUGUGAUACCAGAAGGAUACUUCUUCUCUGACAUACCAGAAAGUGUUCAGUCUAUACUUAGUCAAUCAGCGAAGAAGUCUGAUCAAACAUUGGAUACCAUGGGAUUUAUUGACCAAAAGUUAUAUUACACAUGUUGCCCUUAUGUUGGUGAAAUAAAGACAUUAUUGGUAGAGUACACAAUAGGAUCAAGUAAUAAAACAGCAACCAUUAGGAAAAUAACACCAGUAUCUGCCGAAACAGAGACACCACAGUCUGUUACUGAUAGACAGAUACAGCUUCAGUUAGAAGAAAACUUUUUCCACAACCAUCCUGCCUCAAUGAAGAGAAUUGUAGACUUUGUAGCAGAAAGGACAGCAUCAAACUUCAUAAAGAAAUUUAGAUCUGCUGCUUUACAGAAAUCAAUAGCAACCUGUAGAAUAGCACUUCAGAAAUUAAUGGAAUCUUAUGCUAGUUGCUCUCCUAGUAGCAAGGCUAAGGAUAAACAUCUGCAAGACAUUGUAAAACUGUCUCAGGAAUCUGUGAGCCAGCUUAAAUCUGCUACAUUUGAAGAUGCAAGCAGGUUUUGCAAAAUUAAAGUUGAAGCCAUCCUACCAUUACUUCUACCAGAGGAGCAAACAAAAGCUGUUAAAGCCAUGUCAGUAGACAUCUCCAGGAGACUGGCCGAGGAGAGGAUCAGUCAAUGGAUUAACAAACACAUCACAGCAAAUAUGUACCAGAAUGAUUUACAUACAGAGUAUGAUAAAAUUCUCAAAAGAAUCACAAACCCAAGUGAGUCCUGUCAGGCAGAACCAGUCAAGGAACCAGAUUUUAUAUCAGUUGCUAAGCAGCAUGAUGAUAAUGUCAGACAUCCUUCAGAAGUUUUAAUUGAUUUAAAAGAAGUUGUUAGAGAAUUGUUUGUUAAAGGAUGUCAUGUUGAAUGGAAUAAGAUAUCAUUAACGCUGAUGGAAGUCAAAGAUAUCAUCAAUAAUAGACAGGAUGUUAUACCCAGUAUAUAUAACUGUUUGGGAAGACUGGUAUUUGAUUUGGCAGUUUCAUUAGUGGCAAAUGAUACAGAUAAAUGGGAGGAAACCCAGUUAGAAAUGUUUAUGUCACUAUGGAAACAAGAGUUGAAGCCUGUCACUCCAUUUAAUAGGUGUAUCUGUGCAUUUAUUGUACAACUACUUGAGAAUUCUAAAAAUCCAUCGGAAUCAUGGAAGAAAUAUUCUCAUUUACUUGCAUCAUUACUUAAAGAAGAACUACUGACUUGUGAAGUUUUAGAGAAAAGUUUCCUUAGCUUAAUUUCUCAUAAUCAGAAAUGUUUAGAAAACCUAUCAUUCUGUAUUCAGUGUAUAACAGAAGGUUUAGAAGAUACAGAGAUUGACUGUGAUUUCUCUGAAGUUACGGACUGGCUAUUAACCUUGGCUUGCAGUCAUGAUGGUGACUCCAAAGAGGAUAAACUAUUAUCAAGUGCUGUGUCAUAGUUUUAAAUGAUUCCUCAAAAUAUUGUCAGCUAUCAGGCCAGCAAGUAAUUUUGUGAUGUCAAUAAUAAAGGGAACUAGAUUUAUGGAUAGUGUAAUUUUGAAGCAUUUGUUCAUAAUGCAUUUAUAGAAAUUUUGAAAUGUGAUUUUAAUGCAAAAUACUACAAAAAUAUAUAUAAGAUCUAGUUUAAUUUUAUAUAAAACCAGCAAUCGUUUGCAAGUUCAAACUUUUUGUUUGUUUGGGAUUUUACAUUUGAACAAACCUGCUUGUAAGAAACUGCAGACCAUUUUAUGACAAUGGGGUAAGGCUCUGGAAAGAAUAAUUGUAUUCUUAUUACCUCAGCAUGCAUUUAGCAAGGUAAAUUAGAUUGGUGCUGUCAUAUGAAAUAGUGCAAUAUAACAUUUUGUAUAUAGUCUUUAAGUGUUUUAACUGUAAGAUUUAUUUAGCAUACAAUCACCUUAUUGUUAAGAAGUACUAAAUGUAAUACCAUCUUGAGACAAUUGAAAAAGGUAAUACAGUCAUGUUUCAGAAUAUUUAUAGCUGCCACUUUGGGAAAUAGUUAAAGAUGAAUGGUAUGUUUUGACAUUUAUAUAUUGUAUUUAUUGAUAAUUACUGUGAUAAGAACAUGACCCAUUCAUAUAUUAACUACACAAUUUGUAAAUAUACAAUUCUUGGUA